Molecule: messenger RNA, 1017 nt
Organism: Chaetomium globosum CBS 148.51
Lineage: Eukaryota; Fungi; Ascomycota; Sordariomycetes; Sordariales; Chaetomiaceae
Exons: 5
Coding region: 1-1017 (338 amino acids)
Source: RefSeq, a predicted model, not a curated record
AUGUUGAGGCAAUGGAACAAGUUGGGAGGCCUCACUACAUUUGAGGGGAAAGGACAAUUGAGCACACGAGCGGAGGCAACCAAGGUCGAGAAUGCCAUGAUGACUGGGGGAAUAUACAAAACAAGAGGCAACAGCCGUCUGACGCAUCGUUUCCCCGGCCCCAGCCCUGUAAUAGCACCAAACCCCAACCUUACACAAAAGGUCCAGGGAUGGCCCUGUACCGCUAUCACCAAGUUUAAUCCGACCUCCCGACAAUGGCAUAGGUCCUCAUCCGAGUCCCGUGACAGGUUGCCUCUGCAGCUUGUGAAACAAGGCCAGCCUAUCACCGGAAAGCAAGCACAAAGACAAGAGUCAAGCCGCAAGUCCAACCUUCCUCAAGGGCGUGAGGAUAUCACGUCGGGAGAGGGGAGGGCUGGCCCAGGCGCAGCCCAUGCUGUGCAGACCCCGGGGGGAAACAAGCCACCCGGCACAUCCACUGGAGAACGAGCGGGCUCCGUCAUCGUUGGGUCGCAAGGCAUCGGGCCAGACAACCAAAGACAGGUCAAGGUCAGGUCUGAUGGAUGGACGCCCUUUUUCCAUCCCCCCCUCCUGCCCCUCCUGCUCUCUGAACGGUUGUUUCCUGGUUACCCCCAUGCCCCAUCACCAUCAUCACCACACCCACCGCCAGCCCAGCCAGACAACAAGCCAGCUCGGUUCAACACCGGGACAUUCCCCCUUCCUUCUCUGACAGGAGUGGACGCAAGGAGAAUCGGCAACGUAACCGGCGCCGGCGCAGCCGGCUCCAGCCCGGGCUUCCGGGAGAACAGCAAGACGUCAACAGCCCACGGCAGAGUGGCGAAGGUUUGGCGGGGCCACGCACGCAUCACGCACACCGCCGAGAGGCCCAGACUCAAGAGAUGGGCGGCACCAGAUAGCCAGGGUGCCAAAGGGAAUCGGCGGUCGAGAAGACGAGGCGGUGUCGUGCGGGAUAUCGGCCCUGGGUCGCAAGACGCACGGGAGGCGUGUGAGUCACGAUAG